Messenger RNA from Prunus armeniaca (apricot), 705 nucleotides. The record is from the annotation of a GenBank genome assembly. NCBI's taxonomy places the organism in Eukaryota, Viridiplantae, Streptophyta, Magnoliopsida, Rosales, Rosaceae.
AUGAAAAUGGAUACUCACCCUUCCAUGCUAACCAUGGCCUGCUUCCUCCUCCUAGUCACUACCACCACGAACCAACUGUCUGCGGUGGCCGCUCGAAGUCUAGACAAUUCAACCCCAGUGCACCCUCACCACAACCAUCACGAAAUCACAUUCCUAAUGCGAGAUGUGCUUAAUGUGACUCACCCCUCAUCCAAGUCCAAACCUGCAACCACUAAAGUGACUAGUCAGCUGCCCUUCUCAAAGCCAUUAGGCCUGUUUCCUCCAAAUGGAGGAGUCCCCCUCCCUGAAACCAACCCCACUACACAAACCCUAGAUUUACCCGGCAUCGGACUAUUUUUCCCUACUAGGGCAACACUUCACGAACUGGAGUUUGGGAUUGUAACCCUGAUUGAUGAGGACAUGUUUGAAAGUUCAGGGUUUUAUGGCUCACAAGUGAUUGGAAAAGCACAAGGGAUAUAUGUUGCAAGCUCUGAAGAUGGCAGCAGUCACAUGAUGGCCUUGACUGCACAUUUUGCUGAUAGUGUAUUUAAGGAUGGAUUAAGAUUCUUCGGGGUGCAUCGGACGGAUGUGCAUGAAGGGUCUCAUAUUGCUGUAAUUGGUGGCAUUGGGAAGUAUGUGGGUGCAAAUGGCUAUGCAACAGUUAAGGCGGAAAAUGCAGGGGAAGGAGGCAACAAGCUUCUUAGGCUCAAAGUUUAUCUCAGCUAG